ACAACAAACAUGGCCGCCUUCACACGUGAAUUUGAGUUGGAAAGUCAGAAUUUGGUGCUGAAUUUGCACCAAAAUGUGGACGGCGACGUGAGUUGCGUGGUGUGGGACGCCGCGUUAGUGUUGGCCGGAUUUCUGGACUGCGAAAACAAACGCCAAAACGGUUUUCUUAAAGGAAAAUCCAUCGUCGAACUCGGAGCCGGCGUUGGAUGUGUCGCAUUGACAGCAGCAGCCCUAGGGGCAAAUGCAAUUGCCACAGACCUUCCCGCUGUCAUCCCUCUCAUUGAAAAAAACGUCGAAGCAAACACAGACGCAAUUCUGCAGAGUGGUGGGACGUGCACAGCCAGAGUUCUUGACUGGGCCGAAAAGUCCUUCGACUACAUUCAAACCGACUACAUCCUCCUUGCCGACUGCGUUUAUUACGAACAAUCUAUUGAGCCGCUGAUUAGCAUCUUGCAAAUGUUCAGUGAUGAAAACACGACGAUUUUCUUGUCUCAAGAGGUGAGAGAUUACUCUUUCAAGCAAAUUAAGUUUUGGGAGGACUUUCAAGAAAUGCUGGCCAAAUACUUCAGGGUAAGCAAAAUUAAUAGGGAAAGGCAGCAUCCCUACUUUUACUCCGACGACAUUUUGCUCCUGGAACUGAAACUAAAAGGCAACACUGAAAAUUGAUUAUUAUUCGAUCUCACCCUUGUACAAAUACAAAUUAGUUAUUAUAUAAAGCAAUUGACUUGCGGAAGUCUGAAAAUAUGCCUCAAUAAAAUUUGACUGACAAAAAAAACUGAAUCAAAUUUAAACUACUUAGAAUAAUUUUAAAAUCUUCUCCGGAUAAAUUUUUAAAAUUGAAUCCUUGAAGUAAAAUAUACUGAAUUUUUAUUCAUGA
Molecule: messenger RNA, 877 nt
Organism: Neocloeon triangulifer
Lineage: Eukaryota; Metazoa; Arthropoda; Insecta; Ephemeroptera; Baetidae
Product: protein N-lysine methyltransferase METTL21D-like
Exons: 3
Coding region: 10-666 (218 amino acids)
Biological process (GO): peptidyl-lysine methylation
Cellular component (GO): cytoplasm; cytosol
Molecular function (GO): protein-lysine N-methyltransferase activity
Source: RefSeq, a predicted model, not a curated record